AUGGAGUUGUGUUCCCAUAGUCUUCAGAAUAUUCUUCAACACAAACCACAAUUGCUGACUUUGGGUUGGCAUCACUGCACUCCAGUUCUUCUGGAACUCAUACCACAGGAGUGGGAACUCUUCAAUACAUGGCACCGGAAUUCCCCUGUAGAGUUGAAUAUUUAUGCGGAAUAUGAAAUAUACGACAAAUUCAUUAAAUUGGAUCUAAUCUUAGACUCGAUGUGUGUUCCCAUUCAUAGCACUCGACCCGAGUGUUCACAAGUAUUAUCGGAAUAUAACUUAUGGUCUAUUCUUGUUUCCGAAGUGAGUCAAUACAAGCGUUUCUACGAAGAGUUGCAUUCAUUAGGUUCGGGAGCUUUUGGGGAAGUGAUGAUAAUUUAAGGGAAUGUAUGCAAGAAAUGAAAAAAUUUAUAAAAAUUAGGUCACAAUAUUGCGUCCAAUAUAUCAAUCAAUGGGUUGAAAACAAUAUGUAUUACAUUCGUAUGGAGUUGUGCUUCGAUAGUCUGAAGAAUAUUCUUCAAAAUAAACCCCAAGUAUUUGGUCGACAACCGGGAGAACUC
Oppiella nova is the source of this 560-nucleotide messenger RNA. The record is from the annotation of a GenBank genome assembly. Lineage: Eukaryota; Metazoa; Arthropoda; Arachnida; Sarcoptiformes; Oppiidae.